AUGACGACCGAGGAGGAUAUUGCGUGGUUUAAGUCCACCUUUCGUCCUAUUCCGAAGCCAGAGCUUCCAGACGACUCUGUCGAGUACUUCGUUUAUCACCUACCCUCCCCCGCCCCCGCCGUUAUCGAUGAAGUUGCCGAGACUAGGGCCCGAUUGCUUGAAGUGCAGCGAACUGUCGCAGAUUUGACAAAGGAUUAUUUGAAAGACUACAUCUGGCAGCGUGAGGGCUUUCGAUUGGAAAUCAAUAAAGAUGAUGGAACAACAUACCUCAGCGGCCGCACCAACUAUGGCGAUUCAAUUGAAGAUGAAUGGGUCGUAGUACACCUACUACGGGAAUUGACUAAACGUCACAAAGAUAUCUGGGUCAAAAUAGCUGAUGGCGAUGGUGAAUUCUUGCUCAUCGAAGCUGCGGGCACACUUCCUGCCUGGUUGGAACCUGAAGUUUCGGACAACCGAGUAUGGAUCAAUCAAGGCGAUCUCAAAAUCAUCAAACCCAAGCAAGACACGGGGAAAAAGGUCACCGAAAAAUUGACAUUCCCUCAAGCUCGAAAGAUCAUCCAAGAAGAACCAACCCGUUUUAUAAAAUCCACCAUAAUCCAGGAAGAGGCAUUUUACAGACUUCGAAACUAUCCCAAACAAAUAUCCGAGAACCUACAUUCCGCGCUCGUCACAAUUCCCCGCAGGGUGGCUUUCCUACUUCAUCAAAAGCCAGGCUAUAUAUCUCCGGCCGUUGAAGCGUUUUAUGUCCGUGACCCUAUCGCCUUGCGGCCUCUACGCGCCAAGGAUGCUUCCGACCUCACUUUCAAGCCGGAUGACAUGGUUACCGUGAGUGUUCGAUUUACACGCGUUGGCUAUGCCCAAUUAAAAAGCCAAGAAUUUCCAGUUCCAAGCUCCUGGGCUGGCAAGUUGCCGCCAGUCGAUGAGGAACCUGCAUAUACACGGGCGGAAACUGGAAUGAAGCUUGCUUGCGGAUUCGAAAUGCUACUUUACGAUCCUCAUCACCAGGAUAAGGCUUUUGUCAGAGAGAUGAAGCUUGUAUUGGAAGACCUGGACACUGGCGACGAAGAGCUUCCAACCAACGAAGAAAUUGAGAAGACUUGGGAUAAACGGGAGGAUGACGAAAAGUGGUUGGACAUCAGUUUUGACGAUCUUGAUCGCGAGCUGAAAGGAAAAGGCAAGGGAAAAGAGAAUGACAAUGGGAAAUUUGGCGACGAAGGCGCGCAAGAGAACCUACAACGAAUUGUUGCUCGCUUCGAGGAAUUUUUGAAUGAUACCUCUGCUGGAUUUGAUGGAGCAGAGUUUGACGAUUUUGAUACCGACUCUGACGUUGAUAUUGAUGACGAUGACGAACUUAGUAGCGAUGGGGAGGACAAGGACGCCUCCUUUGAUGAAGAGGAGUUCUCCCGCAUGAUGAAAGAGAUGAUGGGAAUGCCUGGGGCUGGUCAAGGCCCAUCUCUGGCCACACCACUACGCAACCGGAAUCGCAUCAAAGAGUUGGAUGGAGAUGAUAUCGACGAAGAUGACACAGAACAGAUUAAAGAGCUCUCUCGGCAGAUGGAGGCUGAGUUAAAGGGCACUGGAGUCCUAGAUCUAAACAGAAAACCGGAACAACAGAAGUUGUCAUCUACAAGUAAUACAAGCAAGGAUGCCAAGCCAGACGCUGGACUCGAGCAUGAUGAUGAGGAUGAAAACGCCAACAUCAACCUUGCGAAAAACCUCUUGGAAGCCCUUCACGGCCAGGCUGGCACCGCAGGUCCCGCCGGUAACAUGUUGUCGAUGAUGGGUCUACGUAUGCCCAAGGACGACCGACACGAAUGA
Penicillium angulare is the source of this 1818-nucleotide messenger RNA. RefSeq names its product putative regulatory factor Sgt1. The coding region runs from base 1 to 1818 and encodes 605 amino acids. Gene Ontology annotation, cellular component: nucleus. The record is from RefSeq and is a predicted model, not a curated record. The transcript is spliced from 3 exons. NCBI's taxonomy places the organism in Eukaryota, Fungi, Ascomycota, Eurotiomycetes, Eurotiales, Aspergillaceae.